Messenger RNA from Mytilus californianus (California mussel), 2570 nucleotides. RefSeq lists its product as uncharacterized. The coding region runs from base 144 to 1433 and encodes 429 amino acids. The transcript is spliced from 3 exons. NCBI's taxonomy places the organism in Eukaryota, Metazoa, Mollusca, Bivalvia, Mytilida, Mytilidae. The record is from RefSeq and is a predicted model, not a curated record.
AAAACGAAAGUAGAAAAUACUUAUGCAGUAUUUAGCUAGUUGUAAGUAGUACUAAGAUAGACUACAGUAGAACUGGAAGUCUUGGUUACUCAAAAAUUUUAUUCAAGUUGUACUCUAACUUACUUUUCGUUUAUUUUUAAAUUAUGACACAAAAACAACGAGAAAACUUUUAUAGAACCUCAACGGUCAUCGUUGAACACGGGAAAGAAGUACUCGUAUUAUUGCUGGAAGAUGAUUUAUUAAAACGAAACCUGACUUUAAUAGAUUUUAUCAAUCUAAACAAGCAUGGAAUAUAUCAUCUUUGUUAUAACAAAAAUCCGUGUUGUCAAUGUACAGGAGGAAAACUACUAUGGAAAUCACCUCCACAAAGAGUACUGUAUCCAUCCCAACUAGAUAUUUUGUUUGAUAAAACAGGACCAAAAAUGGCAGGUCAUAAUUUGAAUGUCAGACCAUUCUGUUGUUGUUCGGCUAAACGAUCCUUAUCCUGUGCUUAUUUGGAUCUUACACUCUUGAGGUGUCUGUUGGUUAAAUUUGCUCCUUCUUGCAUCGGUGCUGUUAGACAAGACGUCGAAGACUUAAUUAAGUACAGGAAUAAUCUACAUGGUCAUUCAGAGGAUGGAAAAAUGUCGUCUGCAGAUUAUUCUGUGUACAAAAUACAGAUAGAACGUGUAAUACUUUCAAUUGCAAAACAAUGCAACAAAGAAAAGAUAAUAAGACAAAAGCUGGAAGAUGCAGCGAUCAGACCGAUUGAUGAUACUAUUUGCACCCAAUUUCAAAAUAUACUGUUAGAUGAAAUUCGUAGGGAAAUGGAUAAAAACGAGACAAUCGUUGAUAUGCAAGUCGUAAUAGAACAGCAUUCGAAGAAACUGGAUAAUAUAGAGAGGAGCGCAAAUGAAAUAAAUCGUAGAGGCAGAGAUAGACUGGUAAAGUUUCUGUUUUCCUCAGAUUUGGUUUGUUGUGGUUUGAUCUUUACAGAUAUUCAUUUUGAUGAAUUUAUUUUGCUGUUGCUAUUUUUUUCUAUUUAUCACUUUGUUCUAGCAUAUUACCUGCCAAGAAAUUUAGCCAAAUUAAUAUCAUCAGUUACAAUUUUAUGUGUAACAAUUAUAAUUUUCCCAAGCAUUUUAAUUAUAGUCAUUUUACCAAUAGAAUUAUGUUUCGUUUAUUCUAUCUCAGUAUAUUUCGUUCUCGUCUCAAGUUAUGAAGCAGUAACUGCAUUGAUUCUUCUAUAUUAUCUUAUUAUAAUCAAAAAUAGAUUUCAAAUUAGGAACUAUUCUAGAUUACUCUAUUGGACUAUUUCUGUUCUUCCAUUUUGUUUUUGCUUUCUAUAUUACCUGUGGCCGCAUAUUUCAACGUUUGUAAUGAUAAACCUUAAAGCUGUUAUUGCCAUUCCAACUGUUAUUAUCGGUUUGAUAAUUUGUAUCUACUAUACGUAGAAGUUUUACUUUUAUACUUAAGGGCCAACAAUAUGCGUAAUAAAUGUAUCUACUAGUUUUCGUGAAGAUAAAUGUUUGCAUAUAUAUUUUAGUUCGUAGAAAAAAAUUUGGGGAUGACUUUUUGAAAUACUAGACAUUGUCCUCAUACUGGCUAGCAUCAAUAGCCAGUUAUCAAAUUGUGAUGGGGAUGCAUACAUCCUUUUAAGUUAUGUUGAAUUGCAUCUUUGAUAGGCUAACCAGGUGACAUAAUAUAUAGGACGUAUAACUCAUAAACCAAGGUUCGCGGUCACUAGCUUUUACUGUUUACGUAAAAUCAUUUUAAAAAGAUUAUAAUUGUCUUCAAUCACACAACUUGGUGCAAUUAGAACAGAUAGCCGCCAAAAAUAACACCAUGGCGUACAAUUUUUUUCAUUUCAGUGACUUUGGGCUAGUUAUUCGUUAAUUCCAAGUUCUUAGAUACUAAGUGCUUGCAUAUGAAUUAAUGUUAGGAUGCAUCUUAUCAUAUAAAAAGUUACUAUCAAAAUAAGGUGAUCGUGGCCUUCAUUGUCUGCUUCUUGACUUUUGUAAAGUCUAAGUUCUAGUUUAGUUUUACCUUACUAAUGAAUCUUGAAUCAAUGAGCUAGAUACAAGAAGCACAGUGAAAUAGGUUCAAAUGAAUCAUAGGCCACUCUAACGUGUAUUUGAUGCAUUGCCUGCUUUAGUUAUGUUAGCAUUAUCAGCUCGUUUGUAUCAGAUUUUGAGUUUUUGAAUAUUUUGGGCUAGAACAUAACUCAAAAGACAUAAAUUUUUGUAAGUCUUAUCUGGUGCAGUAAAAUAAAUAUCUUUAAUGUUAUUCGAUACCUUGAUAUAUGCUGGUGAUUUGAUAGUCAUCAACCAAGUAGCAAGUACUUUGGUACUGGCAUGAACAUUCAAAUAUUGUAAAUUGUAAUUCGCUUUUUAAACAUUUUGAAAAAAAUAAUUUUCUAUCAAAUGAUGUAUCUACCUAAUGCAUACCUCUGAAAUCUAGUUUGGCUAGACGUUAAGAACUUUUUGAUUUAAAAAUAAGAAGGUACGAAAAUAUUUUAAAAUAUCUCCAAAUAUGACUUCUUUAUAAUAUUCCCUUAUUUGUAAUGUAAUUAAAUGUGUGUUAAAACAGUA